AUGACGCAGGAGAAUGAGAACUUCAUUUUAAAGAAGGAAAGUAUUAGUCAAGCAGUAACCUUUGAAAACAUGAAGUUCGCGCUGAUGUACUUCGUUGUCUUCUUGAGCCUGGGUGUAGUCCUACUACCACAGAACACCGACGGGUCACCUACCUCAGGGACCAAGCCUCUCCCGAAGGAAUGCAAUAUCGUCAAUGACACCUUUGUUGAUUGUCGUCAUAAGGAUUUGAGGACCAUACCAACUGGCUUUCCAGCGACCGUUGAGACACUUCUCCUGUCGUACAACUCCAUCCGUGUUAUCACUAACGAGUCCUUCCACGGUCUUGUCAAUUUAGUCACCCUGGAGCUCCACCACAACAGCAUCUCGAAGCUUCGGUCGGUCUUCUUCAAAGAUCAGGAGAAGCUUCGGUACCUCAGUCUCCAUCAUAAUCAGAUCGGAAAGCUUCCCAAUGAUGUCUUCGAGCAUGUACAGGAUUUAGAGGUUCUUGACUUAUCGUACAUGAACAAUGGCUUCACUUCAUUGCCCGUAGCUCUGACAGGACUGCUUAAUUUGCGCGUGUUGGACUUUUCAUCGAAUCGUCUGCAGUCUGCGGGUUUCACACCUGAUGCCACCUUUCCUGCCCUUCAAGAAUUGCAUCUCGGGAAGAACCAAAUCAAAUCAUUGCAGAACGCAGAUUUCAAAGCAUUACUGGAUUGUAAGCUCAGCUUUCUAGAUAUGACGGAAAAUCAGGUUGUUGAUAUCGAAAGUGGCGUUUUUCAUCCUAUUGCGUCAGUUGCCGAACUGGACUUUUCCAAGGGGCUUGACCCCGUUGCUAUACCUGCUCUAUCGGAGGCUAUAUCCGACCAACUAGUUCAUACUCUGUAUCUCAAAGAAAUCGAUUUGGGAACACAGGACAUCGACAAGUUUAAAGACUUGCGCAAUUCAACGCUGGAAAAGCUCGAUAUUUCGUUUAAUAACAUCACUUCCUUGAAUUCUGAGUUUUGGGGUCUAUCAAAUGUUACAUCUCUGAUUAUUCAGAGCAGUCUCGUUACCACCAUCGGCGCUACGGCAUUUUCUGGUCUGCAUCUGGUAGAAACUGUUGAUCUUAGCAGUAACCAAAUCGCAACUAAAACACUCUACUUGAAUUACAAUAAGAUAAACAAUAUCUCUGCUUCAGAUGGCUUCCGUGGCCUUUCGAAACUCCUCUACUUAAAACUGUCCAAUAAUAAGAUUAAGCAGAACUUCGUUGGUGAGGAAUUCAAAGGCCUUGAUUCUCUAGAAGUUCUUGAUCUUGGGGUGAAUACUAAUAUAUUACUUUCACCUGAUGCGUUCCGAUUUUUACAAAGUCUUCAAACAUUAUAUCUCAAUCUAGCAAACAUAAAAAAUAUAACUGUUGUGCCAUCUCCGUUUGAUAAAUUAUCUGGCCUUAAGAACCUUGACUUGAGCAACAACAACAUGUCUGCUCUUCACGUAGAUACAUUUUCGAGCUUGGACCUCGGGACAAUGUACCUCCAACACAAUAAUCUCUACAACAUGUGGAACGAGACUAUCCAUGUCCCAUUCCUGAAAUCACUUCGACGGCUGAAAUACUUGAAUCUCUGUUACAAUGGAUUUCAGAACAUCCCGAACAAUUCAUUAAGUAAUCUUCCAGAACUCAAAGCCCUUUUCCUAUGUCACAAUAAAAUUUCGCACCUUCAGGACAACAUUAUUAAUGAUCUGCCUCUGACCACUUUGGAUCUGGGACACAAUCAGAUAAACCUGAUCAACCAGACGCUCCUGGAACCCUUGCUUGGAACGCUGAAGGCCCUGACAGUCUCCGGGAACCCGUUUUCCUGCGGAUGUGACCUUCAGUGGUUCAGGGAAUGGCUCGAUGUGACCCAGGUGCAUGUCGAUGACAACAGCCACAUGAUAUGCUCAUCCCCGCCCGACAUGCGAGGAAAACUGGUCAUUGAUUUCCAUCCCGAGACACUCAACUGUGAUCAUCGACUACCUCUGUACACCUGGGUCCUCGUCGGAGUCGGAUCCUGUAUGGUUUUCGUCACCGUCGCUCUUGCCGUCAAGUUCAGGUUCCACAUCAACUACUGCUUCAACCUGGUCAAUGCGAGGAGAAGGAAGUACCAGCGUAUCAAAGGAGAGGAUUUGCCAUUCUUGUACGACGCGUUUGUUUUUUUCAGUCACAAAGAUGAAGAAUGGGUCUAUAAUGAACUGGUUCGCCACCUAGAAGACGACAGUGGCCUCCGUCUGUGUGUCCACAAUCGUGACUUCACGCUGGGCAGGAAGAUUCUAGACAACACCAUAGAAGCCGUUGACAGUAGCCGUUUCACCCUCUGUAUCCUCUCGGCCGACUACCUCGACAGCCACUGGUGCAAGAUGGAGCAAGAGUUUGCGAUGGCGAACCUGAUCGACCGCGACGUCCUCAUCAUCAUCGCCCUAGGUGAGAUCCCGGAGAAUAAAAUCACCAAGUACUACAAGCUGCACAAGGUGAUGAUGAAGCGAACCUAUCUGAAGUGGCCCAUGGAACCAGGCGUCCAGAGGAAUGAUUUCUGGAUGAAGCUAAAGACAGUGUUGAGGGAACCAGAAUUACGCAUCAAUAACAACGUCAGUAUAUAACAAGUGACUGAGGCCAGUUAAACACGAGGCGUUAACUGACGUAGGACUGUGUCAGCUGUUCGUGCGGUCUUUGACGCUCGUUAUGAGAGGGACCCCCUUAUACUCAAAGAAAAUGUGUGAAAUGAACAGUAUAAGCAUUCUUAAUGGUGUAUGUGCUAAUUGCCUUGGCAGUAGGGUAUUAGGGACUUUUAGAUUUGCGUGGACUGAUACGUGUGACGUCCAUUCAAGGCAGUGCAUUAAAAGGACGUCGAUCGUAGCAAUCCACGUUGUUGUUCGGCAAAUCUAAAAGUCCCUAAUAACGCCAUCACAACGACGCCUUGUUUACAAUGGGCACUGGAUGUACAACAGAGUGUACCUACUAUCAUUUUGAAAUCAAAAUCGACUUGUAAUGUACUCGUGUAUAGGCAAAAUAUCAUACAAUUUCGAGCAAAGCUGUCUUCUGUUGGUACAUAUUUACUUUUGCAUGAGAACAACCGGAAUCAUCACAUUUUUUCAUCGUUUUUCACUUUUCCAGAUAAAAUUUGUAUGUUUUCUUGUUGAUCUAAGAAUAUACAAACUUUACAAGUAUUAUGGAAGACAGGUUGAUCAACCUUACCAAUUCAGUGUAAAUGGAUUGCCAAUAUUAUGGUAUUUAAACAAAAUGUAAACAGAAAUUAGCAAUUCUUCUUCUAGUUUACUUAAAGUAGAUAUUCAUUGAUUUUAAAAACUAACUUUAUUUUCAUUAUUGCAAAGUUGAAACUAUGAU
Strongylocentrotus purpuratus (purple sea urchin) is the source of this 3334-nucleotide messenger RNA. Its product is annotated as toll-like receptor 3. Gene Ontology annotation, molecular function: protein binding; transmembrane signaling receptor activity. Gene Ontology annotation, cellular component: membrane. The record is from RefSeq and is a predicted model, not a curated record. Lineage: Eukaryota; Metazoa; Echinodermata; Echinoidea; Camarodonta; Strongylocentrotidae. Gene Ontology annotation, biological process: immune response; inflammatory response; toll-like receptor signaling pathway.